Messenger RNA from Arachis ipaensis, 1389 nucleotides. The record is from RefSeq and is a predicted model, not a curated record. Lineage: Eukaryota; Viridiplantae; Streptophyta; Magnoliopsida; Fabales; Fabaceae.
AUGUGGAGAGCACUGAGAUCGAAGAUUAAGGUGAAGUUCCUUGAUGGAUCGAUUCCGAAACCGACCGAAGGCGAUCCUACUUUCGAAGCAUGGGAUAGGUGCAAUAAUUUUCUUCUCUCUUGGAUUAACCUCUCUCUCAGUCCUGAGAUCGCUAAAAGCGUGAUGUGGAUUAGUUCAGCUCCAGAUUUAUGGAACGAUUUGAAGCAUCGUUAUUCGCAUGGAGAUGUUUUUCGAGUAGGUGAGUUGAAAGAGGAAUUCUAUGCGCUCAAACAAGGUGAUCUCUCUGUCACCUCUUAUUUUACUAAGUUGAAGGCUAUUUGGGAAGAAUUAGAAAAUUUACAUGCCAUCCCUAAUUGUGUUGCUUGUGUGAGUGGUUGUUCUUCUGGAUUAAAAAUCGUUCGAGAUCAUGCAUCUGAAGAAUAUGUUGUUAAAUUUUUGAGAGGUUUGAAUGAACAAUAUUCCACUGUUAAAUCACAAAUUAUGCUUAUGACGCCAUUGCUUGAAAUCAACACUGUCCUAGUUAUGCUAACUCAACAGGAACGUCAGUUGAAUUGUGAGUUGUCUGAUAGCAAAAUUGUGACUAAUUCUUUGGAAGCGCAAGCCUCAGCUGGAGGUGGUUCAUUCCCAGCAAGAGGCAGAGGCCGUGGGAGAAGUACAGGUAGAGGAGGCACUCAGAAAUUCUAUGGUCGAGGAUACACUUCUAAGAUUUGUAGCUACUGUAAUCGAAUUGGUCAUUUAGCAGAAACUUGCUACAAGAAAAAUGGUUUUCCUGCUCACUUAAAACAACGAGUAGCUAAUCAAAUCAGCACUGAAGGGACAGUUGAGAAUUCUAGUGCUGAGAUCACUGAUUCUGGCUCAGAUGAAAAGAGUAAUGAUACAGUACUUGUAUUAACUCCAGAUCAGAAAGAAACUUUACUGGCCCUCCUCCAACAACCAUUCAUGCCAGCUUCCCAUAGUGUUAACCACAUCACUUCUUCAGCCACCCUCACUCAGCCAAAAGGUAGGCAUUUCUUGAGUAUGUCAUCAAAUUUUAAUAAAACCUCUUGGAUACUUGACAGUGGAGCCACUGAUCAUGCAUCUUACAUUCAAGAGUCUUUUAAAACUUUCUUUUACAUGAAGCCGGUCUUAGUAAAUCUACCUGAUGGCUCCACCACUACUACAAACAUUUGUGGCACUGUACAACUUUCGAACCAUUUGACCCUUACUAAUGUCUUAUUCAUACCUCACUUUAAAUACAAUUUGAUUUCAGUUUCUAAACUCACAAAGUCAUUGCAUUGUGAAUUAAAAUUCACUGAUUCUUCUUGUGAGAUACAGGUACUCCCAUCAUUGAAGAUGAUUGGGCAAGCUAAAGUCAUUGGUGAUCUCUAUGUGAUGAAUGCUCAACCCUGA